Molecule: messenger RNA, 2657 nt
Organism: Echinops telfairi (small Madagascar hedgehog)
Lineage: Eukaryota; Metazoa; Chordata; Mammalia; Afrosoricida; Tenrecidae
Gene: FBXL4
Product: F-box and leucine rich repeat protein 4
Exons: 8
Coding region: 160-2025 (621 amino acids)
Biological process (GO): SCF-dependent proteasomal ubiquitin-dependent protein catabolic process
Cellular component (GO): SCF ubiquitin ligase complex
Molecular function (GO): protein binding
Source: RefSeq, a predicted model, not a curated record
CUGGAAUCAGCAUGCAGAUUUCAGGCCACAUGGAUGAAUGCCAACUUUUGCAUUUCCUCUGUGUAUCUUGUGACCAUUCUAUCUGGGAACAUCCUUCAAAGAGAUCAUCCAUCUUACUGAGGACACCUGACCUUUUGAAGCUUCAUAGUUCACAUCUAGAUGCCACCAGUUUUCCCCAUGUUAACAGUUCUGACUAUGUUUUAUUAUAUAUGCCUUCGGCGCCGAGCCAGGACAGCUGCACGAGGAGAAAUGAUGGACAGCCAUAGAACUCUAGCCCCAAACAGCCGGGCUUCCCCUCUCAAUGCGGAGCUGGUCCAGUAUGCCAAAGAAGUAGUAGAUUUCAGUUCUCACUAUGGAAGUGAGAAUAGUAUGUCCUACACCAUGUGGAAUCUGGCAGGGGUACCAAAUGUCUUCCCAAGUUCUGGUGACUUUACUCAGACAGCUGUGUUUCGAACGUAUGGAACGUGGUGGGAUCAGUGUCCUAGUGCUUCCUUGCCAUUCAAAAGGACACCUCCUAAUUUUCAGAGCCAGGACUACGUGGAACUUACUUUUGAACAACAGGUGUAUCCUACAGCUGUGCACGUUCUGGAAACCUAUCAUCCAGGAGCCGUGAUUAGAAUUCUGGCUUGUUCUGCCAAUCCCUAUUCCCCAAGUCCACCAGCUGAAGUAAGAUGGGAGAUUCUUUGGUCAGAGAGACCUACGAAGGUGAAUGCUUCCCAGGCUCGUCAGUUUAAGCCUUGUAUUAAGCAGAUAAAUUUCCCCACAAACCUUUUGCGGCUGGAAGUGAAUAGUUCUCUUCUGGAUUAUUACACUGAAUUAGAUGCAGUCGUGCUCCAUGGUAUGGAGGACAAGCCAGGGCUGUCUCCCAAGACUUCAAGCAUGGACAUGAAUGGUCUGGAAAAUGAUGAUGAUGAAGAAAAUGAUGAUUGUGGAAUGGAUACUCUUAACAAAAAGUUUAGCAGUGCUGCUCUCAGGGAAUGGCCAAAUAAUGGAUAUUUUGAUAAACUACCUUAUGAGCUCAUUCAGCUGAUUCUGAAUCAUCUUACGCUACCAGAUCUAUGCAGAUUAGCUCAGACUUGCAAACUCCUGAACCAGCACUGCUGUGAUCCUCUGCAGUACAUCCACCUCAAUCUACAACCGUACUGGGCAAAACUGAGUGAUACGUCUUUGGAAUUUCUACAGCCGCGCUGCACUCUUGUCCAGUGGCUUAAUUUGUCUUGGACGGGCAAUAGGGGCUUCAUCUCUGUUUCAGGAUUUAGCAGGUUCCUGAAAGUUUGUGGAUUUGAGUUAGUACGCCUUGAAUUAUCUUGCAGCCACUUUCUUAAUGAGACUUGCUUGGAGGUUAUAUCUGAGAUGUGUCCAAACCUACAAGACUUGAAUCUCUCAUCUUGUGACAAACUGCCACCUCAAGCUUUCAACCAUGUUGCCAAAUUGUGCAGCCUUAAACGACUUGUUCUCUAUCGCACAAAAGUAGAGCAAACAGCACUGCUCAGCAUUUUGAACUUCUGUUCAGAACUUCAGCACCUCAGUUUGGGUAGUUGCGUCAUGAUUGAAGACUAUGACGUGAUAGCUAGCAUGAUAGGAGCCAAGUGUAAAAAGCUCCGGACCCUGGAUCUGUGGCGAUGCAAGAAUAUCACCGAGAAUGGGAUCGCCGAGCUGGCUUCCGGCUGUCACCUUCUGGAGGAGCUGGACCUCGGCUGGUGCUCCACUCUGCAGAGCAGCACCGGGUGCUUCGCCAGACUGGCACACCAGCUGCCCAACUUGCGGAAACUCUUCCUCACAGCCAACAGGUCUGUGUGUGACACAGACAUUGAAGAGCUGGCAGGAAAUUGUACCAGAUUACAGCAACUGGACAUAUUAGGAACGAGAAUGGUCGGUCCAGCAUCUUUAAGAAAACUCCUGGGGUCCUGUAAAGACCUGUCCUUGCUCGAUGUGUCCUUCUGCUCACAGGUUGAUAAUAGGGCUGUGUUAGAACUGAAUGCUAGCUUUCCAAACGUGUUCAUUAAAAAAAGCUUUACUCAGUGAUUUAAUGUAACUUCUGUAAUAAAAUGGAUGUGCUUUUGUCGGGUUUUAUUUGGGGGGUGGUUUUGUUUUUUGCUUUGUAUAGUUUUAAUGGUUGGACUCAAGACAUUUGUAGAUUUUAAAGGAAAAUAUCAAACUGUCUAGGAAAUCAAGUAAAAUUGUAAACAAAUGCUUUAACAAUACAGCAAGCAUUUUUCCUCAAGAAAAUGUAAGUGGCUGAUAGUGUUUUUAUUGUGUAUUAACCAGUGGUAUUAAGUUCUAGUGAAUGAUUACAUGUUUAAUAAAAAAGUAAUAUGGAAACAUUUUAACUUAUUUUUAAAGGAACACUUGAAGCAAUAAAUUAUCGUGAUCUUUAUGCAAAAUAAAAUGAAAUUGAACCUCUCCAUGUAAAAAAAUACUGGAUGUUCCAUUUAGCCUUUUUACCUACCUGGCCAGAAAUUUGUUUGAUAUCUACACAAUUGUCAGAACUAGUUGGAGAAGAGACUUGCUUUUUAAACUGAUAUGGUUGUUGCAAGAUAUUUAUUCUUGUUUUUAAAUAGUGUGCAAUCAUAGAGUACAUCGUUAACAAUUACGAUAAAUACAUGUGAAACCAAGUAAAUUUGUGAUAGAAAAAAUAAAAAGUACUUUCAACAUGU